AGGGAUCUCUUGAAGAAUAUUUUAUUUAAAAUUCAGAUGAUACGAGAUUCUCUUAUUUGUUAUAUACGCCAAUGUGUCUCCUUUCAAAGUCGAAGAUUAAUUUAUAACAGUAAAGUUUUAUGUAAAUAUCAAGAACAAAAAUCAACUUCUUCUAAAAAACCCAGCAAUUUAAACUAUUUUAAUGCCUAUGUCUUAGCAAUGGUUGGCAAUUAUGAUCCUCUUUAUAGGCUUUACUUGGAGCAUGAAUGUGGACAAAAACCGGCGGGUAAUUGGAAAAAUGCUGAUCCAAAAGCAGUUGAUGAAGUUUUAUUACGUCUAUACAACUUUGAAAAACGUCUUUUAGUUGUUGCUUUGGUUCUCUUAUAUUUUUCAUUUUUAAUAUUCUUGUACAUUGCAAUUAUAUAUUUUAAAAGAAAAAAUAAACAAGAGAAAAUAAAUUUGGAUGAUUUUAAAAAAUGGGAAUGUGAAUUUGAAGUACAAGAAAUUAUAGAAAUUAAUGAAUUUUUAGAAAAAUAUUUAUUUAAUGGAAAGGUAAAGAAACUUGUUUAUUAUUCACCACCAAAUGUAUUAUUGGCUAUUCUAGAAGAUGGGAAAAUGAAAUUAGUUGAUUGUAGAAAAAUAAAUAAAAAUUAA
Molecule: messenger RNA, 633 nt
Organism: Meloidogyne enterolobii
Lineage: Eukaryota; Metazoa; Nematoda; Chromadorea; Rhabditida; Meloidogynidae
Source: the annotation of a GenBank genome assembly